AACUCUGUAUUUUUUGACAGAAUAUAAAUAGAUGGGGGAAAAUGGUUUGAAAAUCAAUAAGGUCGAACACUUAAUUAUUGGUAUCCUGUAAGCUUUGUAUAGUGUAAAAUUCUGUAAAGGUACAAUGUUAGAUUUAAUGGGUCUUUAAAUCUGCAGAAAUGUGUAUUGUUGUUUACUCCGUCGCGGUCUCCGUGCUUCGAUGCACAUGGAUAUUUAUCGAACAGCUAAAAUGCAGGAAGUUCUUUGUCUCGUUGUACAAGACUUCCUUGUUAGGAAAAAGACGACAAUGAUCUAGAUUAGAGUUUAAGAAACACGAGGACACUCUCAAGAUAAAAUUAUGGGCGGACAUUGUUGUAGGUGUUGCUCCUUUCAAGAACGGAAUGAUGAAAAUAUUUUUGACUUUAUUCGAUCCCUAAGCCAGCUGCAACCGGUAGAGAAUGUCGGCUCCGUGACGUCUCAAGCUAGUAAUUCAUUAGAGUCCCUAGGAUCACCGUCUUGGCUUUCAUUUGAAGGAGAAGCAGACAACGUCAUUGAAAACGUGUUUAUCGGAGAUGAAACUACUUGUUUUGUUUGCCUUGAAAACUACAACGACAGACAAAAUCAACCUAGAAUCAUGCCUUGUGGCCAUAUCGUUUGCAACCAGUGCCUUACCGGUUUAGCAAAGACGCUUCUGUUUACCGAGAUUAAAUGCCCACAAGAUCGCCAAGUUUAUAAGGUGAAACGAAGACGCAGAAGAGGUGAAGAAAUUCAACCACCUGCUAAUUCUGAUAAUGAAUCGCUGGUCCAAGAAGAUGUUCAAAUAGUACCAGAUGUUCAGUCAUUAUCGAUACGUCGUUUAUCAAGUUCGAAUUCAAGCACAGGUGGUGAAAUCGAGUCCUUGAAUUCAACUAUCGUUAGCGGAGAACAAUUUUCCUUAUUUGCUAAUUAUCAGCCAUCCAUUCCCUCUCGUGUAACUUCCAUUUCACGAUCUUCUACAAAUGCAGAGUAUGGGAGUGAGAAAACUGAGGACAGUGUACCAUCAUUUGUGGAAAGUAUUUGGGGAUCAAAUUCUACUGCAACGAGAAAGCGUCAUCGGGAUGUACACACCGAAAAUUUUUAUACCAAUUUUUACGACGAACCGUUACCAGACUAUCCUAUAAAUUCGAGUGAUGAUGAAGAUUCUUGUAUAUGAUUCUGAUGUUCGUAUCAUUAUUGUGUUGUCAGCAUCCCUAUCAUAAAAGUUUCGGUUGUAUGAA
This is a messenger RNA of Ostrea edulis (European flat oyster), 1235 nucleotides long. RefSeq lists its product as uncharacterized. The transcript has 3 exons. NCBI's taxonomy places the organism in Eukaryota, Metazoa, Mollusca, Bivalvia, Ostreida, Ostreidae. Gene Ontology annotation, molecular function: ubiquitin protein ligase activity. The record is from RefSeq and is a predicted model, not a curated record. Gene Ontology annotation, biological process: protein ubiquitination. Bases 338 to 1171 code for a protein of 277 amino acids.